AUGCAAGGAGAAGAGGAGGCGGAGAGCGAGUUUAUCAUGGAAUUCGGGCAGCCCCUGACCGAUGGUAGCACAGCAGUACAGAGCGGUCUACACUGGCGGACUCUGCUUUCGAGAUACAAAUUCGCUCUUCGUCAGGCCAACAGCACGGACCAAUUUUUACGGGAUGUCCUCGGUGACAACCGACAGAACUUUGAACGACUGAGCCUGCCUGAGGCAGAAUUUGAUAACUUAAUUGAAAAUUUGAUGGAGAAGAUGAAUUCACAGGGACACACCUGCAAUCCAGCUCUGUCGCAAUUGUAUACGGACGUCGGUCGUCUCAGGCGCGAACGCCACAAUUUCGAGUUAGACUUUCAAAAGAAUUUUAAUGAAAGAAUGACCGAAUUUCUAAAGUCGGAUGCAAAUAUACGCAACUUUGUCAACGAAGAACUUGAAAAGCUUUCUAUCUUCGUUCGAAAAUGCACGGACUGUCAAAAGGCUUUGUUGGCCAAGCUUGGACCAAUGUCGGCUUGUGUGCGUGAGAUCAACGAUGUAGAGGAAACGCAACUUUCCGACUUGCUGUUUGCCGCCGAAACGUAUAAACAGUUGCAGUAUGACUUGAAGCAGGGGAACAUGUUUUACGAAAUGGUGUUGAGGAUUCUUAGGCACUUUUCCCUAACGCUCACACAAGUCGAAGAAAACAGGGCAGAGAAUAUUGACAACGCUGCUUUCGCAGCUUUCGUAAACUUGCUCGACGAGCUACUCGACGACAGUCCGGAUGAUCCACCAGCAGGUACAGAUGCCCUUUCAUUUCAUUUAAAUCGGAAAAGUAACCAAUCGUGA
Dibothriocephalus latus is the source of this 819-nucleotide messenger RNA. NCBI's taxonomy places the organism in Eukaryota, Metazoa, Platyhelminthes, Cestoda, Diphyllobothriidea, Diphyllobothriidae. The record is from the annotation of a GenBank genome assembly.